CCGCCCCCAAGGCCGCGGAGCCGCCAUCUUUCUUAGGGGCAGUGGGCCCAUCACCGAGAUGCCGAAGUCUUGCGCGGCCCGACAAUGCUGCAACCGCUACAGCAGCCGCAGGAAGCAGCUCACCUUCCACCGGUUCCCGUUCAGCCGCCCGGAGCUGCUGAGGGAGUGGGUGCUCAACAUCGGCAGGGCUGACUUCAAGCCCAAGCAGCACACAGUCAUCUGCUCUGAACACUUUAGACCCGAGUGCUUCAGCGCCUUCGGGAACCGCAAGAACCUGAAACAUAAUGCUGUGCCUACAGUGUUCGCUUUUCAGAACCCCACCCAGGUCUGCCCUGAUGUGGGGGCUGGUGGGGACAGCUCAGGGAGGAACAUGGACACCACGCUGGAAGAGCUUCAGCCUCCCAGCACGGAAGGGCCCAUGCAACAGGUCUUACCAGAUCGAGAAGCCAUGGAGGCCACGGAGGCCACCGGCCUGCCCGCCAGCCCUCUGGGGUUGACGAGGCCCCUUCCGGGACAGCCAUCUGAUCACAGCUACGCCCUUUUGGACUUGGAUACCCUCAAAAAAAAACUCUUCCUCACACUGAAGGAAAACAAGAGGCUUCGGAAGCGCCUGAAAGCCCAAAGGCUGCUCUUGCGGAGGACAUGUGGCCGCCUGAGAGAUUACAGAGAGGGACACCGGGGACCACAGGCCCGACGGCCUGCACAGGGAAGCUGAGAUUGAGCAGAGCCUGGGACGUGGGGGUGGUGGUGACCCCCUAGCAGGAAGUGUUUAGCCUUGCUGUGGGUGUUCCUCUUGCUGCUGCAGCUGCUGCAGGUGCCUUGAGACGUGCGGGUUGGGAUGCUGUGACAGGCAGUUGUCAGGUAGAGAGGCCCAAGUACUGCAGAGAGGCAUGGCCCCAGGAGGUCUCGGCUGAGGCUGUCAGCUGUGGGGCAGCAGCAGCAGUGACCAAAUGUGAGCUGUCACAACCCUGUCAGAGAUACUCCUGGAGGGAGAGCUGGUGACUCUUACGGCCUGUGGGGCCCUUCCUACCUCCCCACAGGAGCCAUGGUGAUGGCAGAUAGGGCCAGGGUCCCGUCAGCCUGUAUUUAUGAGUGACUCUUUUCUGUGUGGUUUGUGUGAACGUGGAAUAAAUCCUUUGAAGCCUCCA
Molecule: messenger RNA, 1148 nt
Organism: Mastomys coucha (southern multimammate mouse)
Lineage: Eukaryota; Metazoa; Chordata; Mammalia; Rodentia; Muridae
Gene: Thap3
Product: THAP domain containing 3
Exons: 4
Coding region: 59-715 (218 amino acids)
Source: RefSeq, a predicted model, not a curated record